Messenger RNA from Vicia villosa (hairy vetch), 1588 nucleotides. Its product is annotated as metacaspase-4-like. The record is from RefSeq and is a predicted model, not a curated record. The transcript is spliced from 2 exons. Lineage: Eukaryota; Viridiplantae; Streptophyta; Magnoliopsida; Fabales; Fabaceae. Bases 142 to 1410 code for a protein of 422 amino acids. Gene Ontology annotation, molecular function: cysteine-type endopeptidase activity. Gene Ontology annotation, biological process: proteolysis.
AAAUAGAGUGUUGGUGUAUCAAUCAAUGAAUGAUAUCUAAAAAAAGAGAGCAAGAUAUCUAAAAAAGAGAGCAAGAAAAUAGUCAAGUAACUACCUUUUCUUCAUCUUGUUCUUAGAUCCAACAAAAGACUGUAUAAUCAAAUGGCGAAAAAAGCUGUGUUGAUUGGGAUCAACUAUCCUGGAACAAAAGCAGAGUUACGAGGAUGUGUCAACGAUGUCUGGAGGAUGCACAAAUGCUUGAUCCAACGAUACGGAUUUUCCGAAGACGACAUCACCGUUUUGAUCGACACCGAUUCGUCCUACACGGAGCCGACAGGAAAGAACAUACGUCGUGUGCUGUCCAAGUUGAUCCGAUCCGCCGAGGAAGGAGAUGUGCUGUUCGUUCAUUAUAGUGGACAUGGCACACGUCUUCCUGCUGAAACUGGAGAGGAUGAUGAUACUGGUUUUGAUGAAUGUAUCGUUCCUUCUGAUAUGAAUCUCAUCACUGAUGAUGAUUUCAAGGAAUUUGUGAAUGGGAUUCCUAGAGGAUGUAGGCUGACAAUUGUAUCUGAUUCUUGCCAUAGUGGUGGCUUAAUUGAAGAAGCUAAAGAGCAGAUAGGAGAGAGCACAAAAGGAGAAGGAGAAGAGGAAAAAUCUGGAUCUGGAUCUGGCUUUGGAUUCUCAAGCUUUCUGCAUAGGAAAGUUGAGGAUGCCAUUGAGUCCAGGGGAUUUCACGUCCCUUCGGGAUUGCGCCGUCAUGCACACAGGGAUCAAGAAGAUGCAGAAGCUGAAGAUGGGGACAGCCAACUCCCACAUGGGGAAUAUGGUUAUGUAAAGAAUAAGUCUCUGCCACUCUCAACCCUCAUUGAGAUACUCAAGCAGAAAACUGGAAAAGAUGAUAUAGAUGUUGGAAAACUGAGACCUACCCUUUUUGAUGUUUUUGGGGAAGAUGCUAGCCCUAAAGUGAAGAAGUUUAUGAAGGUUAUCCUGAACAAACUCCAACAAGGAGGUGGUGAAGGUGAACAUGGUGGGAUACUGGGAAUGGUGGGUAGUCUUGCCCAACAGUUUCUCAAGCAAAAGCUGGAUGAGAAUGAUGAGGGAUAUGCAAAACCUGCCAUGGAGACAGAAGUGGGAAGUAAACAUGAAGUGUAUGCUGGAUCAUCAAAGCGCGGUAUGCCGAGCGGUGGGAUUCUGAUGAGCGGCUGUCAGACAGACCAGACUUCAGCAGAUGCUUGUCCUGCCGGAAAUGCAGCUAAUGCUUAUGGAGCUUUCAGUAAUGCAAUACAAGCUAUAAUUGAGGAGACUGAUGGUUCAGUUACAUAUUCAGAGCUUGUUCACAAGGCUAGACAGAAGCUACAGAAGGCCGGUUUCACUCAAAAGCCUGGACUCUACUGCAGUGAUCACCAUGUUGAUGAACCAUUCGUGUGCUGAUAAGUUCUGAUGCAGACGAAGAGAAUAAUGAGUGUUCCCCUCCUGUGGAUGCAAAAUUUGCAUUGUAUUUAUUUUUUUCAAACUUGGCGAGUGAGAUGCAGUUGAACAAUUGCAAUUGGUGUGUUUCUGUAUGAUACAGUUGUAUUACUGUGUUUGGAUAAUCAGUAUUUGCUCUAAA